Molecule: messenger RNA, 342 nt
Organism: Phytophthora sojae
Lineage: Eukaryota; Oomycota; Peronosporomycetes; Peronosporales; Peronosporaceae
Exons: 3
Coding region: 1-342 (113 amino acids)
Source: RefSeq, a predicted model, not a curated record
AUGCCGAAGCGGCAGCAGCAGCGCAGACUGGUGCAGACGGUGAUCGUGGGCUUCACGGCGGUCAGGAAGCCGGUGGCGGUGACGAACACGGGCAAGGACGCGCACGAGAAGUGCGUGCGCACCAGCAGCGAGACGAAGGUGCCCACUGCUGGGUACAUCGUGGAGAUUGCGCGACGACGAGUGCGGAAUCGUACCGGCAGGUAUGAGAUGGAGCAUGAGGUGCAGUAUGGAGUUCGGCGUGGAGGACCAUCGGCACGGAGGUGGCUAUCAGCAGCGGAGUUCGAGGAGCUGCUCGAAGCCCGCAAGAUCGAGGGCGAUCUUGGAGCCGGGGAUGGCGUGUAG